UUGCUUUUUUGCUUAAGCUUGCACGCACCGCCAGUUUACGUGCGGCCAGGAGCUAAAGGCGACCCUACGGUGCAGCGCAAGACGAAAAAACACUGCAAUUCGAGGCAUUGUUCAUCGCAAGCACACCUGCUCCAAUUAGGCUGCCAAAAAAAUGCGAUGAUCGCGCGCCUACUGCUUCUGCUGCUCGCCACGGCGGCGCAGGAGCACGCCGCCACAACGGCAGACGAACACGCCGACCACUGCGAAGAACUAGCCUUCGCCUAUUUUGCGGUAGGCCCGCGGACGCUCGCGAAAGCGCGCCGGAGCGCGCGUUCGGCGAAGGCCGCGCAUCCGCAAGCCCAUACGGUGCUGAUCACCGAUGCGAAGGGCGCGUCGCACGUGAAGAAGGAAGCGACAAAAUGCGACGGCCACGGCGUCGUUUUUGACUAUGUCGACGUAUUGGCAGAGGCAGAAAACGCGACAUCGUUCAACAGCAUGCCGGAAUUUGUGGCCUUCCGCACGUACCAGAAGGACGGGAAAAAACUCGUGUCGAAGCACAAGCCCUGGACUACUGUUGGGGAUGCGAAUAACAAGGCGGUCGCGGAUUUGCGAGCGGCAAAAAUCAGAUCCCUGACGGAAGCUUUAAAAAGAGCGCCGACCUACGGUGCGCUCGUGUUCCUGGACGCGGACACGAUCGUGUGUCGCAGCCUCGUGAAGUACGCUUGUGCUAUGGACAAAGCUGACGUCGCAUUCGUGCCCGUGCCUCCAGCAAGGUGGCACGCCGGCGGCCAGUUGAGGCUGUCCUAUGAUGUGGAUCUAUCAACACCCGAAGCGAACACCGGUGCUUUGUUUCUGAGAAGAACGCCGAAAGCGUUAGAUCUGUUAAACCAUUGGUCGAGGACGUACAGAGACCUGCGACGAGCGGACCCGCCGCAAUUGAUGGAUCAGGUCGCUUUCAGAGCGGCGCUGCAUAUAUCUCGGGCAAAGUGGCAUUCAAUAGAUGACGCCGCGAACUGCCGGGGCCGGGACCCGGCGACGCGCGCGCAUGCCGCAUUAACUUGCGACGGCUUUGAUCAUGAGGAUACCUUCGUGGCUACCUCCUCCUCCACGGACGACCCGGAGACCUCCCCACGAGCCGUUUCGGCCGCCCUAGCCGUCGAGAAACGGCUGAAGGGGGGCCGCCACUGCGACGUCCUGCACUCGCACGAGACGAGCGACUUCCGGCGGCUCGAUCCAUUGGAAGGUAAAAAAACGUGCGCCUGGGUCUCGUUACCUUUCUCGGUGGACGACGCCUCGAUACAUGCGAGGGUGGCGCGACAAGCCUUCGAUGACUGCGAGGAGUGGGUCGCGGCGCCUGCCAGAAACCACGGCCUCGACUACGCGCUGGACUUGCGGUACGUCGCUGUUGUCAGGGACGCGUCCUCUCGAUCCAAGGCGGAGUACGACGCGUGUUGUGUGAGGGGUGAUCCAAGUCAUUGGUGCGGCGGAAUUUGUGUGGAGAACGAGAAGCGCCACGACUUCGUGAUCCGACGGGGCGACGCGCAGCUCGCCGCCCUCGCGCCGGGCGAGCCGUGCGUCGCCGCGCGGCGGCCGCCUCCCUCAAGAGCGGACGCGCGCGUCGUGCUGGACCUCGUGCGGGCGGGCCGGCUCCUGCUCUACCGCGCGGGUGACGAGGUGGGGGAGGGCCUCGACGCGCGGCUCGUGCACGCGGCGACGGCGUUGGGGGACUAA
Molecule: messenger RNA, 1710 nt
Organism: Pelagomonas calceolata
Lineage: Eukaryota; Pelagophyceae; Pelagomonadales; Pelagomonadaceae
Source: the annotation of a GenBank genome assembly